This is a messenger RNA of Scheffersomyces stipitis CBS 6054, 2974 nucleotides long. RefSeq lists its product as uncharacterized. The coding region runs from base 1 to 2781 and encodes 926 amino acids. NCBI's taxonomy places the organism in Eukaryota, Fungi, Ascomycota, Pichiomycetes, Serinales, Debaryomycetaceae. The transcript has a single exon. Gene Ontology annotation, molecular function: protein binding. The record is from RefSeq and is a predicted model, not a curated record.
AUGAUCUCCAGGACACAACGCAAAUCGCAGCUCGAAUUCACAAACGGAAACUCCGUUUCCGGCUCCACGGUAGAACUGACCGAUUUCUCGCUCUCUUCGCUUCCUACUUCGACCUCAAUUCCACCCACGCCAAACUCUGGCCAAGUCCCUUACACCAUUCCACCCAACAGAGGCAGCAAACGUUAUUCUUUGAACGAGGUUUUUGACGUGUGGUACACCAACAAAGAGAACAUCGUUAACCCUGCUAUCGAACUUCCUGUACUUUCGCAUGAAUCAUACAAGCUCCAUAAACCUCGCCAAAUCUACCAUUUGGACCUUCAGCCUACGCUGGCUCCGUCGUUUGUGUCGUCUGAUUCGGCCAACUCAGAUUCAGUAGCCUCCAGCGCUUCCAACUCAGACUACCCUUUAACUUCCACUGUAGAUUCCGCUUCAGUAGCAGCUGGAAAUCCAUCUGGAAAUUCUGGUGCAAAUUUGUCUGGAAAUUUAUCUAGUAGUGGGAUUUCUAGCAAUGGUAUUUCCGCUGUUUCGGCUGAGAAGAGCAUCUUGCCGUCUUUGACCUCAGGUGAAAUUGACAAUUCUACCUUCAACUCGACUUUGGCAUCACUUUCUCUCAACGAGUCCCCUGGAACGUUUCAAGCUCAAGCUCAGACUCAAGCUCAGACUCAAACUCUGACACCUUCAGCUUCGUCUCAUCCUCCUCCCGGAAUGACUUCCACUCUUCAGAACAUCAACGCUGUUCCUCUUCUUACGUCUGACAAGAUCAACUGGUUCUAUGUAGACCCACUUGGAACAGAGCAGGGUCCCUUCAAUGGAGAUACAAUGCAAGAAUGGUUGACCGGAGGCUACUUGCACUUGGACUUGAACAUUCGUAGAUUGGAAGAAUCGUCCUACAGACCUCUCAAAGAACUCUGUGAAAAAGUCCAGAACUACAUCCAACCAUUCAAGGUACCUCUUCCAGACUUGACCGUUCGUUCUGCUCCAGUGGCCGAGACCAGACCGCUGUUCCCUCCAUUUGGAUCCCAGGGCCAGGUUCCUCAGUUUAGCUCUCUUGGGCAACAGCAGCAACAACAGUCGCAGUUCCAUCCCUUGUUGUCAGGAGGCCCCAACCUUGGCAGAAUCAACUCUGGACUUGGCCAUAGUCAACAGCAGUCGGGAUUGUUUGGCAACGAUUUCAUGUCCAACGAUCCUUUUUCUGCCCAGGGGUUCCAAAACUCUCCAGGAGCUAACCAGUUCGGAAUCGACUCUAUCAACCGGAACCUCGGCUUCAACAGUGGCUUGCAGAUCAACACCAUGCCAGCCUUGUUGCAACUGCAGAUUCAACAGCAGCAAUCACAACCUGGUUUGUCGAGAAACAACAGUGGCUGGGGCAGUUUGGACCAUUCCACCGGUUUGAUGAGUAACAGUAACCCUGCAACGCCACUAUCUGUUAACCCGGUGUUGCCUGGCCAGAUCACCCAGCCAACCCCAAUAUCUCCAUGGAUUUCUGGUGGGAUCCAGUCCCUGUCCAGAGUCAGCUCACCCUUUGUUGCAUCUAGCACUAUUAGCAACAAUAACAGCAAUAGCAACAAUAACGUAAGCUCUGCAGAAGUGAUCGACACUGUUGCUGCCGACGAUGUUGUGGUUAACGAUGACCAUGUUUUGAGCAACAUGCAUUCUUCUGUAGUGAACGACUUCUUGGACGACGAUCAUUUCAAGCAAGAAGUCCCAGCCCCAGCUUUAGCUACUGAAAAGUCGGAAAAGACUGAAAAUUCAGAGCCAGCUGUCAAUGAACAGCAAGCAAAGGCAGGACCGGAACAAGAAGCUGAGCCGGAACAAGAACUUGAAGACGAAGAAAUUGUUUCCGCUCCAGUGGUUGAAACCUUGAAGCCUUCGGUGCCUAACCAACAAGAGUUAGCUCCAUGGGCCAGCAGCAAAAAUCCAGAAGCUGAACAAAAGCCAGCCAUGACUUUAAAGGAAAUCCAGCAAUUGGAAGCGGAAAGAUUGGAAAAGCAAAAACAAUUGCUUGCUCAACAAAGAGCCGAAGUCAACCGUGCUUGGGCACAGGCAGAGGAGAAGGCUGCUGCUGAACAAAAGGUGCCAGCACUUCCUCCAACUACCAGUUGGGGUGCUGUUCCUGUUCAAACUGUAGCCAAAAAGACAUUAGCUGAAAUCCAGAAAGAAGAAGCCGAAGCUGCAGCUGCCAGAGCCAAGGCUGCCAAGGCAUCUGCUGCUGCGUCGGGUCUUCCAGUUCAAAAAGCUUCAUUCGCCAGUGCUUUGACGGCAUCAUCUACUCCAAAGGACGAUGGAGUGUGGCAGACUGUUGCUGUUAAGAAGCCAACAGUUAAGAAGCCAGUUGCUCCAUCUAUUACCAAUGCUGCUUCUUCUAGUAGAGCCACCCCUCAAGUAUUGAGAUCGGUUUCAGCUACGAGGCCAGCUGUCUCUGGCAGCAACUCUCUUGCCUUGAGAGAGGAUUUCUUGAUUUGGGCAAGAUCCAACAUGACCAAUUUGUACCCUACCGUUUCAAAAGAUGAUUUGUUAGAUAUGUUUAUUACCUUGCCAGCUUCCAGCAGCGACUCUGGUGCCUUGAUUGCUGAGACCAUCUACGCUUCAUCUGCUACUAUGGAUGGUAGAAGAUUUGCCCAGGAAUUCUUGAAGAGAAGACAAAAGGUAGACCAACAGAUUGGCAAGGAUGACGAUGUUUCAUGGUCGUCUGCAAUCAUCUCUUCUGCUGACAAGUUGACUACUGUUGAUGAAGACGGCUGGAGCACCAACGUUAAGUCCAAGAAGAAGAAGAGAACUUGAACUGUGGAGUCAUAUUGGUUCUAUACAUACAUACUAUCAAUUAGAAAUUGAAACAUUCUGCAUUGGACGCACCGUAGUAAAAUGAUAAUAUAUUUCACUGAUAAUACAAUAAGUCAGUAUUAUAGUUCAUAGAAUUAUUGUAAGAAAGUAAUAUGGCAUGUAUUAGGUGCGAAAUAAAAUGGCUGCGAGACGC